AGUGUUUUCGUGGUAGAAGCGAAAGUCAUUCGGAAGAUACAGAGAUUCCUGACCAAACCAGAACGACAGGGUAGAUCGAGAAGAGAACUAGAAGAUGAGGAUUACUGUAAUGACCGCCGAUGAACAGAUCCUCACGUUGGAUGUUGAUCCCCACGAAACUGUUGAAAAUGUUAAGGCGCUGCUCGAGGUUGAGACAAAUGUUCGGCUUCAGCAGCAACAACUUCUGUUUAAUGGAAAGGAAGUUCAGAAUUCCGAGAAAUUGAGUGCCUUGGGUGUUAAGGAGGAUGAUUUAUUGAUGAUGAUUUCCAAUGCCUCAUCUGGAGCUGCUGGAAAUGACUUGGGCUUGAAUCCCGAUGGAUCAGCUAUUAACCCUGCAGCUUUCCGGCAACAUCUUCAACGUGAUUCUAAUCUUAUGGCACAGCUAUUUCAGACAGAUCCUGAGCUUGCACAAGCUAUUUCUGGAAACAAUUUGAACAAGUUGCAAGAUAUUUUGCGCUCAAGGCACCGCCAUAGAUCUGAAUUACAACGUCAGAAGGAGGAGGAGCUUGCCCUUCUUUAUGCGGAUCCUUUUGAUGUUGAAGCACAGAAGAAAAUUGAAGCUGCCAUUCGGCAGAAAGGUAUUGAUGAGAACUGGGAAGCUGCACUUGAGUAUAAUCCAGAAGGUUUUGCUCGGGUGGUAAUGCUAUACGUGGACAUGGAGGUCAAUGGUGUACCUUUAAAGGCUUUCGUUGAUAGUGGUGCACAAUCAACAAUCAUAUCAAAGAGUUGUGCUGAGAGAUGCGGAUUGCUGAGACUCAUGGAUCAACGCUAUAAAGGUAUUGCUCAUGGUGUUGGGCAAUCAGAGAUACUGGGCCGCAUUCAUGUCGCCCCGAUUAAGAUUGGGAAUAAUUUUUACCCGUGCUCAUUUGUGGUACUGGACUCGCCAAACAUGGAAUUCCUCUUUGGCCUGGAUAUGCUUCGUAAGCAUCAGUGCAUCAUUGAUUUGAAGGAGAAUGUCUUAAAAGUUGGAGGAGGGGAAGUUUCCGUUCCCUUUUUGCAAGAGAAAGACAUCCCUUCUCGAUUUUUGGAUGAAGAACGUCUUUUGAAUCAAGCAUCCAGCUCAGGAGCAGCGGUGUCAUCGGGGUUAACCGAGAAGAAAAAGACUGAUAUGACCCCAGCAGCAAGUCUACCUUCAGGAGCCACAAGACAAGACCCAUCACAGCCACAGGGACCUGAAUUUGAAGCCAAGGUAGCAAAGCUUGUGGAGCUAGGCUUCCCCCGAGACGCAGUGAUACAGUCUCUCAAACUAUUUGACGGCAACGAAGAACAGGCCGCCGGCUUUCUUUUCGGCGGCUGAAGGUAUUUUUUACUACCCAAAAAAAAAAAAACAGAACUCCCUAAAACAUAAACAAAUGAUUCUCGAUCCGAACCUUGGGUUUUUUUUUUUUUGUACUUAUAGCCUCUUAGACAAUGGGAAGGUUGUAAUCACAUUCAUCUCUCCAUUUCAUAUUUAUGUUGUCUUUUAGGACGAUACCAAUUCUUAAGCUGCGGAAAUAUUUUCAUGUUU
This is a messenger RNA of Tarenaya hassleriana, 1546 nucleotides long. Its product is annotated as DNA damage-inducible protein 1-like. The coding region runs from base 95 to 1336 and encodes 413 amino acids. Gene Ontology annotation, biological process: proteolysis. The transcript is spliced from 16 exons. Gene Ontology annotation, molecular function: protein binding; aspartic-type endopeptidase activity. The record is from RefSeq and is a predicted model, not a curated record. NCBI's taxonomy places the organism in Eukaryota, Viridiplantae, Streptophyta, Magnoliopsida, Brassicales, Cleomaceae.